Messenger RNA from Salvia hispanica, 1799 nucleotides. RefSeq names its product 1-aminocyclopropane-1-carboxylate synthase-like. Lineage: Eukaryota; Viridiplantae; Streptophyta; Magnoliopsida; Lamiales; Lamiaceae. Gene Ontology annotation, biological process: biosynthetic process; amino acid metabolic process. The record is from RefSeq and is a predicted model, not a curated record. Gene Ontology annotation, molecular function: transaminase activity; pyridoxal phosphate binding.
CAUAUCUCAUAGUUCACAAACUUACUCCAGUUCAUUAUUUCUUUUCUAUCAUUCCUUUUGACAUUGGACUGAAAAACAAUGUUGACAAACCAGGAGCAGCUUCUAUCCAAGAUUGCUAGCAACGACGGCCAUGGCGAAAACUCUGCGUUUUUCGACGGUUGGAAGGCCUACGACUCCGACCCUUAUCAUCCCACCCAGAAUCCUAAUGGAGUUAUUCAAAUGGGAUUAGCAGAAAACCAGCUUUCCAUGGAUUUAGUGGAGGAGUGGGUGAGGAACAACCCACAGGCCUCCAUUUGCACCCCAAAAGGGGCGAGCCAAUUCAAGGAUAUAGCAAUUUAUCAAGAUUAUCAUGGCUUGCCAGAAUUCAGAAAUGCUGUUGCAAGAUUCAUGGAGAAAGUGCGGGGGAACAGAGUCCGGUUCGACCCAGACCGCAUAGUAAUGAGUGGUGGCGCCACCGGAGCUCAAGAAACACUGGCCUUCUGUCUGGCCGACCCGGGCGAAGCACUCUUGGUGCCCACUCCAUAUUACCCUGGAAACGACCGCGAUCUGACGUGGCGCACGGGCAUCGAGCUCAUCCCCGUCGUCUGCGACAGCUCCAACGACUUCAAGUUUACCCGCGACGCCCUCGAAACCGCAUUCAACAAGGCUCAAGAAUCAAACACCAAAGUGAAAGGCCUACUUCUCAACAACCCCUCAAACCCACUAGGAACAGUGCUCGACAGAGAAGCUUUAUCAAUGGCGAUAAACUUCAUCAACGACAAGAACAUCCACCUAAUCUGCGACGAGAUCUACUCGGCCACUGUCUUCGACGAGCCUGGCUUCAUCAGCAUCGCCGAAAUCUUGCAGGAAUCCCCACAAACCAACCCGGAACUCAUCCACAUCAUCUACAGCCUCUCCAAGGACCUCGGCUUCCCCGGGUUCCGCGUUGGGAUCCUGUACUCUUACAACGACGCCGUUGUCUCCUGCGCGCGCAAGAUGUCGAGCUUCGGCCUCGUCUCGACUCAGACGCAGCUGCUCCUGGCGUCCAUGCUGUCGGACGAGGAAUUUCUGGAGAAAUUCCUCGCCGAGAGCGCGGCCCGCCUCUGCGCCAGGCGCAGCAUGCUGUGCCAGGGCCUGGCGCAGAUGGGGGUCGGCAGCCUGAAGGGCAGCGCCGGGCUCUACUGCUGGAUGGACCUGCGGCGGCUGCUCAAGGCGGCCACGUUCGAGGCCGAGAUGGAGCUGUGGCGCGUCAUUGUUAACGAUGUCAGGAUCAACGUCUCUCCUGGCGCGUCGUUCCACUGCUCAGAGCCUGGGUGGUUUAGAGUCUGCUUCGCGAACAUGGACGAUGAGACCAUGCGCGUGGCUCUCGGUAGGAUCUCAAAACUUGUUAUGCAAAGUAACAAGAACUCUGAGAGCAGGAAGCCGUGCAGAAGGAGGAGCAAGCUAGAGAUCAGCUUGUCGUUCAGGAGGCUGGACGAGAUUAUGAUGUCGCCUCACUCUCCGAUGACAUCGCCUCUUGUCCGGGCGAGGACUUAGAUGGAUUUUGUGGGAUUGGACUGUUGUCGAAGAUGACAAGAAUUUCGUUGCUUUGGUGGUGAAUAAAAGGAAGAGGAUUAAUUAGGGUUUGAUCUUCCUUAUGUGUGUGAUUUUUGGUUUAUUUUUUAUUUCUUGGAGUGUUUGGCUUUGGGGAUUAUGUGAUCUUAACGACUCCUGCAAUAGUAUCAGGUUUUUUGUCCUUAUGGGACAUGGCAUAAUGUGUCUGAUAAAUGUUUGAUCGUUUUUUUUGUAAUGAGUAACUAGCAUGCCAGUUAUGACUCUCA